AAUCACUGUGUGGCCAUGAACGUAACGAACGAAGCACUACAUCACUAGUCGACCACUAAUACUGUGUUUGUGAGCACGCGUCAAACAGUAGUGUUUAACUUUUAAUUCAGUGAUAUUUUAAAUUUAAAAAAUCAGAUCAAAAUGAACGUGACUGUGGUCGCUGUAGGCCCGCAGCCCUCGACCCUGGUGUGCCCCUCCUGCAGGGCCACGGUUCAGACCAGGGUAGACCGCAAAGCUACCACAAAAACCCACAUUAUCGCUCUAGUCCUCUGCCUGUUCCUUUGCUGGCCAUGUGUAUGCGUGCCGUACUGCAUGGACUCAUGCCGGAAUGCAGAUCACUAUUGCCCUAACUGCAACUCCUACAUAGGCACAUACCAAAGCUAGUUUUUUUUUAGUUAGAUAACUUAAGUCUGGCGAAAGUUGUCCCGCAAGAAAUGAUUACAUAUUGAUAGCACAUCAAAUGAAACACAUAAACUUCACUCUAUGCAGAAGCAGCCCCAUGAGAACGUUACGCGUGUACAAGUAACUGUGAUAUGCCCACUUUAGGACCCUGUCGCACUUACUAAUUUGAUAUUUAGUGAGACUUAUAGUUUAAUUUGACAAAAUAGUUAAUGUGAUAUGAUACUAAAGUGUACCGAAUUCGAUAAGCCCAGUUUCAUAUAAACCUUCCCUCCCAAGACCGCAACGCUUCUGGGACUACUUCUGUGUAUACUGAUCUUGAAUAAGAUUCUUGAAGAUCCUACUAUGAUCCAAAAAAACUUCUAAAGACAAUAUAAUGUAUGUUUGUGUUGAUGGCUUGUAAUUUGAUACUUUGAAGGCUGACUUGCCAAUCUGUGUGAAACAAUUUCGCAUAUUGCCCAAAUGCGCCGAACGCAUGGAAGCACUAAAUACGUCGUUUUGAGAAACGCCUUUCUCGGAAGUUGUAAUAACAGUCAAUUUUUAGAAAAUAAAAACUGUUGUUUGUUUUGUAAUUUGAUGUGCUGUUAAUGUAAUAAGCAUUUGAACAUGUUCGUUUUAAAUAUCAGUUUAAAUACCACGUGUGGCUACCCCAUGUGGAAAUAUUAUGUUAAAUAAAGACUAUGUUUACUUAUAAUAGUACUUAAAUAUAGUUGUAUUAAAUUGACAGGUGUUAGAACAAUGCAUUUUUCUCAUAGGCCGUAUAAUUUCUUCCUGUCUUCUGUCAAAUUAAUCAGCUAUAUUUAAGUUGAUGUUUAUUCAUGAUUGUUAAUGUAAAUUAUAAGUUUUAUUAUCUAUGUAUUAAUUCCAACGUGUAUAUUUACUACUUACUAUUCUCGUGCCUUUUUAUCAACACUCACAAAUAAAUGCCUUUUAUACUUAAGUACAUUGUUAUUCCAACAAAAGAAAAAUAGACAAUGUAAAUAAGUGUUUUAAAUGUAAGUACUCUAUGCGUUUCACUUUAUAUAAAAAUGUGAGUUUUACAAGAUUUUUGAUAAUUUUUUGGUAUUUUUCUCAUUGUGAAAGAUGUUAGUAAUAAAUAUUUAUAAAUGUUUAAAAUGUUGCACGAAAAUUAUUUGAGUGGUACAUACCUAUACGCACAAUCGGUUUUAAGACGAUACUACCUUUUAUAAUUAUUAUACUAUAUAUAGCAAGAAAUGCAAAUAUAAAGCCAUUAUCUUCUUCCUUAGAUCUUUUUUUCACUUAUUUAUUUUUCCUACUCUUCCAGUUUUUAUUAUCUGUAAAAGUUAUUUAAGUUUUAUAUUAUAAUACACGUAAACAUUUAUUGCCGUGGGGAAAUGAGCAAACAUUUAUCAUAAUUCUUUUAUUUAAAUAAUAAUCCUAUAAUAUUUUCUGACUUUCUAUAAUAAAGGGUGUUAGUGACAACGUAACGAAAACUUUGAGGGAUAAUUCAACCCAUGAUUCUCAGUUGAUAUCAAGUGGAAAAUUCCAUUACAAAAGUUUGGAACUGAAAAUUAUUUUAAAAAACACGAAAAUUUUCAUAAUUCUCCGACAGGAAAUGCCACUUGAUCUCAGAACCAUGGUAUGAACCAUCCCCGUAUUCGUUACGAUGUCACUAUAUACCUAUAUAUAACUUAUAAGUAUUUGUAUUUUUUGUGCUAUUCUCUACCUAAGUAAGUAUAUAAAAAUGUUUUCCAACAAUGAAAUUAAAAGAUAUAGUGCUGUCACACUGGAGUUAUAACAUUUAUAAAAAUUUUCUUAAACGUUAUUUAACUCUAUAUAAUUAUCAGUAGAUUACAAUUUGUUUACGUUUUCAAAAAUAAUUCAACCGUAUACUAUUUUAUAACCAUCUGUAGUCUUAGCAUGGCUCCUGCAAUGUUUCAUUAUAUUUUGUCUGGCUCAUUUAUCGCCUUAUAUGCGAGUGCCGUGCUACGGCUAAUAGAUGGGAUCUAUGAUGUACCUACCCCGUACAACCUGCUGUCGCGGGAUGUUGUUAACAAAAGAUUACAAUUUAUUAAAUGUUACAUUACAUAAUAUCAUAAUGACAACUAUUGUAACUAAUAAAAAACAUGUUUUUAAACAUUUAAAGCGGUGGUGUGGUAGCACCAUAAAGUUAAUUUAUGUUUCACUAUUUUGCCUAUGAUGUGUGUUUAAGUACCAAGUGUGCGUAUACCUUCCUCUUUACAACUAAUAAAACGUCUUGUCACAGUUUUCCGAAUAUUUUAUAUAUGUAUAUUAAUGAAAGUUUAAAAUAUAGUUUUGUAAGUAAAAUA
Pectinophora gossypiella (pink bollworm) is the source of this 2690-nucleotide messenger RNA. RefSeq names its product lipopolysaccharide-induced tumor necrosis factor-alpha factor homolog. The transcript is spliced from 3 exons. The record is from RefSeq and is a predicted model, not a curated record. Lineage: Eukaryota; Metazoa; Arthropoda; Insecta; Lepidoptera; Gelechiidae. Gene Ontology annotation, molecular function: zinc ion binding. The coding region runs from base 142 to 384 and encodes 80 amino acids.